AUGGGCUUCAAUCUCCACGCCGACGGGACGAACGACCCCAAGGAGGUCCGCAAUUGGCGCAUCCACAUGAUCGCCAUCAUCGCCUCCAUGAGUGCCAUUGCCAUGGGUUAUGACACCUCCGUCAUUGGCGGCACCAUGGCGCUCGACUCGUUUCGCCGCGACUUCGACCUGGCAGACACCGACCCGACGGUCCGUGACACUCUCCAGGGAAACAUCGUCUCCACGUUCCAGGCGGGCUGCUUCUUCGGCGCCCUGCUCACGUUUCCCCUGGCGGAAUGGAUGGGCCGUAAGAAGGCCAUCAUGAUGUCCGCCUUGGUCUUCCUGGCCGGCGGCACUCUCAUGACCGCUGCCCACGGCGAGAUCGGCAUGUUGAUCGCAGGGCGUGCCGUUGCUGGCCUGGGCAUCGGCGCAACCUCGCUGAUCGUUCCGGUCUACAUCUCUGAAAUAAGCCCUCCCUCGAUUCGAGGCCGGCUUGUUGGCCUCUUUGAAAUUGCCUCCCAAGGAGGUGGCAUGUGCGGCUUCUGGGUGAACUAUGCCGUCGACCGAACCAUUUCCGACUCGCUCCAGGCACAGUGGAUCGUCCCUCUUGGCCUGCAGCUGCUGCCCGGAGUCCUGCUCUUCUUUGGCAUCUUCAUCUGUCCCGAGUCGCCUCGCUGGCUGGCCAAGAACGACAGGUGGGAAGAUGCCAAGAAGGUCCUGGUACACAUCCGUACACUGCCCGCGGACCACGAGUACGUCAACACCGAGAUAUCGGAUAUCAGGCGCCAAGUGGAGGAGAGCAGUGCGAACCGCAUGACAAAGAUGCAGAUGUUCAAGAGGCUGUUUGAGAAGGGCUCCCGCAACCGCAUCGGCAUUGGUCUGCUUCUCAUGGCCUGCCAAAACCUGACGGGCGUCAACAUCAUCACAUAUUACUCGCCUCGUAUUUUCGAGACCCUUGGCAUCACAGGCACAAGCACCAAGCUUUUCGCCACGGGCUUUUACGGUAUCGCCAAGACCCUCGGUAUGGUCAUCUUCACCGUCUGGCUCGCUGAGAAGGUCGGGCGCCGCAACGGUCUCAUCUGGGGCGCCUUCAUCGGGUCUCUCCCGAUGUGGUACAUCGGCGCGUACGUGUUCCAGGCCGACCCCGCCGGCCAGGCCGCCGCCGGCAAUGUCGACCGCAACGCGUGGGGAUACAUCGCGAUGCUGUGCGUGUAUCUUUACGGCCUGAUUUACUGCGCCACCUGGCAAGGAAUCACAUGGCUGUACUGCAGCGAGGUCUUUAGCUUGGACAUCCGCAUGCUGUGCGUGGCGAUCACAACGGCAGACCAGUGGCUGUGGAGCUUCAUCGUCUCGCGCACCACGCCUUACAUGAUUACGUCGCUGGGAUACGGGACGUACAUGUUCUUCGGGACCCUCAUGAUCCUGAUGGGCAUCUGGGCCUUCUUCUUCGUACCGGAGACCAAAGGUCUCACCCUCGAGGAUAUGGAUCUGCUCUUCAUGCGCAGCAUGCACAAUACAGUAUGGACCGCCCUGCGCGAGAAAAAGAGCGUCAAGGACGUCUUGGCGGAAACCUCGCCCGCGGCCGCGGCCCACGCGCCUUUAUCGGAGAAGGAGCUUGGUCUGGCGUACGUGGACACGGUGGAGGACAAGACUGUGGCAAGGGAGGCGGAACAGAAGGGGGUCUGA
Messenger RNA from Colletotrichum higginsianum IMI 349063, 1665 nucleotides. Its product is annotated as Quinate permease. The coding region runs from base 1 to 1665 and encodes 554 amino acids. Gene Ontology annotation, cellular component: membrane. NCBI's taxonomy places the organism in Eukaryota, Fungi, Ascomycota, Sordariomycetes, Glomerellales, Glomerellaceae. Gene Ontology annotation, biological process: carbohydrate transport; transmembrane transport. Gene Ontology annotation, molecular function: carbohydrate:proton symporter activity. The record is from RefSeq and is a predicted model, not a curated record. The transcript is spliced from 6 exons.